Messenger RNA from Lineus longissimus, 1056 nucleotides. RefSeq lists its product as uncharacterized. The transcript has a single exon. The record is from RefSeq and is a predicted model, not a curated record. Bases 1 to 1056 code for a protein of 351 amino acids. Lineage: Eukaryota; Metazoa; Nemertea; Pilidiophora; Heteronemertea; Lineidae.
AUGGAAUGGGAGAGAUGGAGGCAAGAACUCAUGAUCCUGGCUGGCCUAGAAAUACCAAGAUGCUACAAGCCUGAAAAUGUUGGUGAAGUCAAGACAGUCGAGUUGCAUCAUUUUUCCGAUGCUAGUUUGGUCGGAAAUGGGCAAUGCAGCUACCUUCGGAUGAUCGAUGAAAACAACAAUGUCGACACUGCCUUGGUCAUGGCCAAAUCCAGAGUCGUUCCGUCAAAGCCCAUUACAGUUCCAAGGCUCGAGCUUACUGCCGCAGUAACAUCUGUCAAAAUUAGCAAGUUCCUGAGGCGAGAGCUGCAAUAUGAAGACCUUACAGAAGUAUUUUGGACUGAUAGUAUGGUUGUCUUGGGAUACAUCGCAAAUGACGCCAAGCGCUUUCAUAUAUAUGUAGCAAAUCGAGUACAGAAGAUCAGGGACAAUACAGCUGUGGAGCAAUGGAGGCACAUCGCAACCGACAACAACCCAGCCGACCUCACAUCUCGAGGAGCAAACGCCAGAGAGUUGAUCGACAGCCAGCUGUGGUGGAAAGGGCCAGCCUUCCUUUCCACUUUGAAGCCACUCAGUCCUUGCAAGAUUGACAACCUUGGUGAAGGGGAUCCAGAGAUCAAGAAGAUGACAACCCUGGCAACUGGAGCUGUAAUUGAAGCUGACAUAGGCCUACUCCCAAGAUUGCAGCGAUUCUCAAGUUGGUACAAGGCUAAAAGAGCUGUCGCUGUCUGCCUGAAGUUCAAGGAGAGGUUGCUUAAUCGGACAGCAAGGUUUUCUACAUACAAGCCAGUGACAGCUGAAGAAAUCUCUCAAGCUGAGAUGUUGAUCCUUAAGACAGUCCAAGCUGAGGCUUACUCUGAAGAAAUGCCCAUUCUUCGAGGAAUUAAGGCUGUAGACGACAAUGCUGACCAGAAGGGGUCCACAAACCGAGACAGUUGCAGGAGGCGAGACUUAGUUCUGAAGAAAAGCAGCAGCUUGUACAGACUUGAUCCUUAUCUGGAUGAAAAUGACAUCAUCAGAGUCGGUGGACGGAUCAGAAGAGCUAACGUUCCGAGUUGA